Lodderomyces elongisporus is the source of this 900-nucleotide messenger RNA. RefSeq names its product GTP cyclohydrolase I (gene FOL2). The coding region runs from base 1 to 900 and encodes 299 amino acids. Gene Ontology annotation, molecular function: GTP cyclohydrolase I activity; zinc ion binding; GTP binding. Gene Ontology annotation, cellular component: cytoplasm. Lineage: Eukaryota; Fungi; Ascomycota; Pichiomycetes; Serinales; Debaryomycetaceae. Gene Ontology annotation, biological process: tetrahydrobiopterin biosynthetic process; tetrahydrofolate biosynthetic process. The transcript has a single exon. The record is from RefSeq and is a predicted model, not a curated record.
AUGUCACAACUGGCUGAAGAAAGCAAAAUGGAUUUGCCUCAUAAAAACGACAUCACUAAGCAACAAGAACAACAACAACAACCACAAGAACAACAACAAAUAGAGAGUGCUGGCAGCUCCAACUCCAAUGGCACAUAUGCGGCACCUGCAGCGAUCCAUCCUAUAAAGAGAUCAAAACUCAUGUCAACUCCAUCGCAACUUAAUCUCAGUAGCGGUACCCCACUUCAAACACGUGCAGCAUCGCCAUUGAUUUUGCGUGCUCCUAUUGACUCUGAUGGUUUAUCUUGGCCAUCACGUGGUGCACGAUCGAGAAUUGACCAAACUCCUGAAGAGGCAUCUCAAAGAGAAAAGAGGAUAUCGGAUGCUGUUAAGAUUAUUUUGGAGGAACUUGGCGAGGAUACUUCUCGUGAAGGAUUGGUUGAAACUCCUGAGCGGUAUGCUCGUGCCAUGCUCUAUUUCACUAAAGGGUACGAGGAAAACAUUCGAGAUGUUAUUAAAAGAGCUGUUUUUGAAGAGGAUCACGACGAAAUGGUUAUAGUGAGGGAUAUUGAAAUCUACUCGUUGUGCGAACACCAUUUGGUUCCCUUUUUCGGAAAGGCACAUAUUGCAUAUAUCCCAAACAAGAGAGUUUUGGGCUUGAGUAAAUUGGCACGUUUGGCAGAAAUGUACUCGAGAAGAUUUCAAGUUCAAGAAAGAUUAACAAAGCAAAUUGCCAUGGCAUUGAGUGAGAUCUUAAAACCUCGUGGCGUUGCUGUGGUGAUUGAAGCAACCCACAUGUGCAUGGUGAGCCGUGGAGUACAAAAGACCGGAAGCUCAACCACUACGAGUUGUAUGUUGGGAUGCUUCAGAGACCAACAAAAGACAAGAGAGGAGUUUUUAACAUUGCUCGGAAGAAAAUAG